GCCAUACCGGUUUCUUUAUCUUUACUUCGCGCCGCCUUUCCCUUUGGCUUUCUUUUGCGCGAGCUCUCGCGCGUCCUUAACCAUGAGUUGCAGAAAAAUCGUGGGCGUCCUGCUGGUGGGCCAGCUACUGUUGGCCGGUCGGGCGGAGAUCCUCGAGACGGUGGCCCAGUGGCCGCUGCUCGAUUUCGCGUUUCCCUACGACACCGGCUUCGUCGAGCAGUUCCAGCCGGAGAACACUGUGCCGACCGGUCUGGAGAUCGGUUGGAACCGGAUCUUCAUCGCCGUGCCGAGACUAAGGGCCGGAGUGCCAUCCACCCUGAACUUUGUGCCCAGGCAGAUACCACCCGGUAGCAGUCCGCGUUUACAGGCGUACCCCUCCUGGGAGUGGCACAGCGCCGGCAAGGGCGACUUUAACUGCUCGAAGCUGAUCUCCGUGUACCGGGUCCGGGCAGACAAGUGCAACCGGCUAUGGGUCCUGGACAGCGGCAUCAACACCUCCAUCGACGACUUCACCGUCGCCUGUCCGCCCAAGAUUCUCAUCUUUGACCUGCAGACCGACCGGCUCGUCCGCAUCGUUUCCUUCCCACGAGAGGCCGUGAGAACCAAUUCGUUGUUUACGAAUCUCGUGCUCGACGACACCACGGCCACGACGUGCGACGACGUGUACGUUUACGUGACCGACACCACAGGGCCUGGUCUCGUCGUCGUCGAGGGAGCGACCGGUCGUAGCUGGCGGUUCCUGCACGCCUCGAUGCUGCCCCACCCCGAUCAGGCCACCUACAGGAUCGGUCGGGACACGUUCGAGCUGUUCGACGGUAUAGUGGGCCUGGCGUUCUCGCCCCGGCUGGCCACCGUCUACUACCAGCCCCUGGCGACGGAUCGGCUGUUCAGCGUGGCCACUUCGGCGCUGAGAGCCGGGCCGCCGGGUUUCGAGGACCAACUGCCGGUCACGCUCAUCGGGCGCAAGUCCAGCCAGGGCCUCGGGCUGGCGGUCGACCCGCGCGACGACAGCAUCUUGUUCUCGCCCCUCACCGAGACGGCUGUCGCCUCCUGGCAGCCCCAGACCAACUCGCAGAGGAUUUUGGCGUACAGUCCGGAGAAACUGCAGUUCGCCGCGGAAGUUAGGUGGGUGGAGCGCGACAGCGGCAACGUGUGGGCGCUCACCUCGAGGUUCCACAAGUUCUUCAAGAAACAGGUCAACCCGCGCGACACCAACAUCCGCGUCAUGAGGAUCCGGCCCGAGGACAUUGUCAAUCAGCCGCCCUACCUCCUUCGGCACUUUGCCGUUCCUCAGUCCAACUACUACAAUCUCACCUACGGCGUCUUUUAACCAGUCCAACGGAGAGAAAUGUAUAACCCUUUUUUUUUCUUCUUCUUUUUUUU
Messenger RNA from Copidosoma floridanum, 1383 nucleotides. RefSeq names its product protein yellow. Lineage: Eukaryota; Metazoa; Arthropoda; Insecta; Hymenoptera; Encyrtidae. Gene Ontology annotation, cellular component: extracellular region. The record is from RefSeq and is a predicted model, not a curated record.